CCCCUGGAGCUGAUGCCCUGAAUUUGGACUUCCAGCCUACUAGACUGUGAGAGAAUAAACUUCUGUUUGUUAAAGCCACCCACUUGUGGUAUUUCUGUUACAGCAACACUAGAUGGCUAAGACACUUUGGAACUAUUGAACCAACCCCCACUUGCAACAAAUUCUUCAUCACAAUCACCUUCACUUGCUGCACAUGCAGCUUUUAAAUCAUUGAAAAGGCUUUGAGCUGUUUCUUGCACUAAAUUAAGGCUAAAUAAAUAUUCACCAGUUCUGACUUACGUACAAAUUCUUAAAGAUACACUUAGAAACGGAUCUAGUUCGUAACCUGGGGACUGCCUGUAUAAUGAAGUUACACAACAUGCAAUGCCACCAGCAUGCAGUAGAGGGCAAAGGGGAGUUCAAGCUUCCCGGUAAAGCUUGACUCAUUAUGCUCCUGCAGCCAGUUGUGGCCCUGUCUUUGAAUCACCCACACCUGAAGCUCUGACUGAGCUGGUGCAAGCCAGAAGGGUUUCAAACUCAUCUUCAUCAUACAUAUGAGGGAACCAGUGAUAAAAUUAUUGGAAAUACAAUGAGGUUUAUCAGAAACAUUUGCAUAUUUUGUAGUAUUGUUAUGUCAGUGCAGGGCUGGGCUCCAAAGCAGCCAGAAGAAAGGGAAUUGACUACCAACUGCUCCAACAUGUCUCUAAGAAGGGUUCCUGCAGAUUUGACCCCAACCACAACCACACUGGAUUUAUCCUACAACCUCCUUUUUCAAAUUCAAAGUUCAGAUUUUCAUUCUGUCUCCAAAUUGAAAGUUUUGAUCCUGUGCCAUAACAGAAUCCAACAACUGGAUAUCAAGGCCUUUGAAUUCAACAAGGAGCUAAGAUACUUAGAUCUGUCUUACAAUAGACUAAAGAUUGUAACGUGCUAUCCACUGGCAGGUCUCAGACAUUUAGAUCUUUCUUUCAAUGACUUUGACACUGUGCCUGUUUGUGAGGAAACUGGCAACAUGUCCCACCUGGAAAUUCUAGGCUUGAGUGGAGCAAAAAUACAAAAAUCAGAUUUCCAGAAAAUUGCUCAUUUGCAUCUAAAUACGGUAUUUUUAGGAUUGAAAACUCUUUCUCAUUAUGAAGAAGGUAGCCUGCCCAUCUUAAACACAGUAAAACUUCACAUUGUUUUACCAAUGAACACAAAUUUCUGGGUUCUUUUGCAUGAUGGAAUCAAGACUUCAAAAAUAUUAGAAAUGACAAAUAUAGAUGGCAAAAGCCAAUUUGGAAGUUAUGAAAUGCAGCGAAAUCUUAGUUUAGAGAAUGCUAAGACAUCUAUCCUGUUACUUAAUAAAGUUGAUUUGCUCUGGGACGACCUUCUCCUCAUCUUCCAAUUUGUUUGGCAUAUGUCCGUGCAAUACUUCCACAUCCAAAAUGUGGCUUUUGGAGGUAAUGUUUGUCUUGAUCACAAUUCAUUUGACUAUUCAAAUACUGUUAUGAGAGCUAUAAAACUGGAGGAGGUACAUUUCAGAGUUUUUAAUAUUCCACAGGAUAGAGUCUACCUGCUUUUCACCAAAAUGGAUAUAGAAAACCUGACAAUAUCAGAUGCACAAAUGCCACACAUGCUUUUCCCUAAUUAUCCUACAAGAUUCCAAUAUUUAAAUUUUGCCAAUAACGUCUUAACAGAUGCUCUGUUUGAAAAACCAAUCCAAUUGCCUCAUUUGAAGACUCUUGUUUUGAAGGGCAAUAAACUAGAGACACUUUCCUUAGUGAGCUACUUUGCUAACAACACAUCCUUGAAGCACUUAGAUCUGAGCCAAAAUCUGUUACAACAUGAAAACAGUGAAAAUUGUUCCUGGCCAGAAACCUUGAUCACCAUGAACUUGUCAUCCAAUAAAUUUUCUGAUUCUGUUUUCAGGUGUUUGCCGAGAAGUAUUCAAAUACUUGACCUGAAUAAUAACAAAAUUCAAAGUGUCCCUACGGCAAUUAUUCAUUUGGAGUCUUUACGAGAGCUAAAUGUUGCUCUUAAUUUUUUAACUGAUCUCCCUGCGUGCAGUCAUUUCAGAAGACUCUCACUUCUGAACAUUGAAAUGAACUUAAUUCUCAGUCCAUCUCAGGAAUUUUUUCAGAGCUGCCAGGAAGUUAAGAUUCUAAAUGCAGGAAGAAAUCCAUUCAGGUGUACUUGUGAAUUAAGAGACUUCAUUCAGCUUGAAAAAAAUUCAGAGGGUAUGUUGGUUGGAUGGUCAGAUUCAUAUAUCUGUGAAUACCCUUUGAAUCUAAAGGGGACUCAGUUAAAGGACAUUCACCUGCCUGAAUUAUCCUGCAAUACAGCCUUGUUGAUCUUCGUCAUUGUGGUCAUCAUGCUUUCUCUGGGAGUGACAGUGGCCUUCUGCUGCUUCCACUUUGAUCUGCUCUGGUAUAUUAGGAUGCUAAGUCAGUGGACACAGACGUGGCACAGGGUUAGGAAGACUACCCAAGAACGACUCAAGAGAAAUGUCCAAUUCCAUGCAUUUAUUUCAUACAGUGAACAUGAUUCUCUCUGGGUAAAGAAUGAAUUAAUUCCCAAUCUAGAGAAAGAAGAUGGUUCUAUUUUGAUUUGCCUUCAUGAAAGAAACUUUGACCCCAGCAAGAGUGUUACUGAAAAUAUCAUAAACUGCACUGAGAAAAGUUACAAGUCCAUCUUUGUUUUGUCUCCCAACUUUGUCCAGAGUGAGUGGUGCCAUUAUGAACUCUUCUUUGCCCACCACAAGCUCGUCCAUGAAAAUUCUGAUUAUAUAAUCCUCAUCUUGCUGGAACCCAUUCCACUGUACUGCAUUCCUACUAGGUAUCAUAAGCUGAAAGCUCUCAUGGAAGAGCAAACAUGCCUGGAAUGGCCCAAGGAUAGGCGAAAAUGUGGGCUUUUUUGGGCAAACCUCCGAGCUGCUCUUAAUGUUAGUUUAUCAGAAACCAGAGAGAUGUGUGAAUUACAGACACUUGCAGAGCUGAAUGAAGAGUCUCGAGGAUCUACAGUCUCUCUGAUAAAAACAGACUGCCUAUAAAAUCCCACCCCCUCAGGAAAUUGGGGCCCACAUACACGUUGGGAUAUAUAUUGGUACAACCUUAUGAUGGCAAUUUGUUAAUAUCUAUUAAAAUGAAAAAUGGUCAUUUCUUCGUAUCAGUUCCUUGAAGGAUUUCUAAGAAUGUAUCCUAUAGAAACACCCACACAGUUUUACAAAGGUUUAUGUAAAAAGAUACUCAUCUCAAUGUUGUCUAUAAUCAUGAAAUUGAAGACAGCCUGAAUGUUCACAAAAUAAGGAUUAAUUAAAUAAAUUGUAGUACAUUAAUGCAAUAGAAUAUUAAAAACCAAAUCAAUUGCUGUUGAGUCGAUUCUGGCUCAUGGAGACCCCAAGUGUUUCAGAAUAGAAUUGUGCUUCAUAGGGUUUUCAAUGGUUAUCAUCUUUCCGAAGUGGAUUGCCAGGCUUUUCUUCUGAGGUGCCUCUGGAAGGAUUUGAACCAUCAACCUUUCAGUUAGUAGGUGAGCAAAAACUUAACCGUUUGUGACACCCAAGGACUCCAAUAAAGUAUUAGGCAGCCAUUAAAAAUAAUGAGGUAUGUAUAUUUACUGGUGUGGAAAAAUCAUAUUAAUAUAUUGGUUUAUACAUUGAAAUAAAAAUCUAAAGGAAUCUACACCAGUACACUUGUAUAGUAACAGUGGUUUGGGUCUGGGAGGUUGGAUUACAGGGAGUAUUUACUUUCUAUGUUGUAUAUUUCUAUGAUGUUCAAACUGUUUAGAAUUAACCUGUAUUACUUUAUAAGCAGAAAAAACAAUAAAGAGAAUUUUAAAAGCCUAUACAUCCUAUUCCUUUUGCUUGAUUCUGCACUUCUAGUCUCACUGGUCACAGAAAGAAAACAAGCUCCCCUGGAUUUUGCAGAAUUAUAUAUCAAAAAGAAACAUCAUGUCACUUCCCGAAUUAAAAAACUUAGUGGUUCACCUAUAUGAUAAAGGAAGAAAACGCCAUGUCCUUCAAGAUCUGGCACCAGUAUUUUCUUACCUCCUUGCAUCCUCUCAUUGUGUCCAAUCAAAUUAUUGACACUUUCCCAGAAUAUCCAGUUUCCAUUCAUGUCCCCAGAGCCUUGACACUAUGCCUACCUGUAACACCUUUGUCCCCUUGGUCCACUCAGGAAAUCUUACAUAUCCUUGAAGGCACAAGCCAAAUGCCAACUCUUCCUGGAAACCUUCCUCAUCUCUUCCCUAAGCAUGUCGUUGUUGUUAGUCGCCGUCAAGUUGAUUUCGAUUUAUGGUGACCCCAUGUGUGCAAAGUAGAACUGCUCCAUAGGAUUUUGAAGGCUGUGACCUUUUGGAAGCAAGUUGCCAGGGCUUACUCCAUGGCAGCUCUGGUUGUGUUUGAACCACAACCUUUCGGUUAGUAGUCCAGCACUUAACCAUUUGUACCACCCAGAGACUCCUCUCCAAGUAUGAUGUUCUUCAAUUCUCUGUAACACUUUAGACAUAUUUCUAUUACCAAACUGAUUAUGUAACUUUUUAAAGUUUGCUUUCCUCACUAGGCUAUGAGCCCCUCAGGGGCUAGGACAGAACUUUCCAUCUGCCCUUUUAUUGGCAGCAGUUUGCAGAGUCCAUAGUUUAGAAAAGUGCUCAAUGAAUGUUUCUGGAAUGGAUGGUUAGUUGGCUAGAGGAAUUUAGUGGGAACUUAACUGGUCCCAGGAUAGAGGGUAGAAUUUUAGGGCAAAUUCUGGGAAGCUAGUGACAAGACAGAGAAUCCAGAAUUGAAAUAUUUCUGAAUGUAGCUUGAAUCAUAUGAAAUUACCAACAUUUAAUUACUUUUAAUGUACAAAAACAUCAAUUCACAUGGUUCAAUUAAUAAAACUAGUCUCCUAAAGGAGGUAAAACUGGAUUUACUGUAUUUAAGUACAACUUGUUUCCUUUUAGUUUGUGUCUUAUGAAUUCCUCAUGCAGUAGUGAUUUUUUUUUUAAUUGUAUUCAAGAUGGCCAACCUGAGAGUAUAAGAAGAAGAAUAGGUGUCAGUCUAGAAGCCAAGUUGUGCUCCCAUUUGACCAAUGGCCCAUCUACUCUGAGGAGUUAGAGUCCAGCAGCCUUGAUGUUGACUGUCACUUUUUCCCUUCCCUGCUGGAACCAUGGUCUUUUUGGCAGAAGGGCUAAGUCCAAAGAAAUCACGGUGGGUGAGGGCAGAGAAUGGAGAGAUUGCUUCUCCUCUCAGCUCUCAGCAUCUGGGCCACUGAUAUUUGUGUGAUUCAUGUCUUCUGGAGAAGACAGGUACAAUUCGAGGGAUUUGUAAAUCUUGAGUCAAUUCGUCAGUGUUAGACUUUUACCUUUAAUUUACUGAGCACAUGCAAGUAAGCCCUAAAGUCACCAGGAUUGAGUCAUCCCAUAGUUUAGUAAUACUGUUUUUUAACAGAUACAUUUUAUGACGCUUUUAAAAACAACAUGUUAGGCUUUGUUGUUGUUGAGUGUUGCUGAGUCAAUUCCAACUCAUAGCAACCCUAUAGGACAGAUUAGAACUGCCCCAUAGGGUUUCCUAGGCUGUAAUCUUUAUGGAGCAG
Trichechus manatus latirostris (Florida manatee) is the source of this 5525-nucleotide messenger RNA. It is a transcript of the gene TLR10, whose product is annotated as toll like receptor 10. Gene Ontology annotation, cellular component: plasma membrane. Gene Ontology annotation, molecular function: transmembrane signaling receptor activity; Toll-like receptor 2 binding; lipopeptide binding. NCBI's taxonomy places the organism in Eukaryota, Metazoa, Chordata, Mammalia, Sirenia, Trichechidae. The transcript is spliced from 2 exons. Bases 569 to 3004 code for a protein of 811 amino acids. The record is from RefSeq and is a predicted model, not a curated record. Gene Ontology annotation, biological process: toll-like receptor signaling pathway; cellular response to bacterial lipopeptide; inflammatory response.